Molecule: messenger RNA, 1193 nt
Organism: Lingula anatina
Lineage: Eukaryota; Metazoa; Brachiopoda; Lingulata; Lingulida; Lingulidae
Product: 2-Hydroxyacid oxidase 1
Molecular function (GO): oxidoreductase activity; FMN binding
Source: RefSeq, a predicted model, not a curated record
AUGUGUGCCCUGGUGGAGGGCGUGUCAGGGCACUACAGGCAUAAAUGGCGAUACACGACGGAGGGAAUUGAUGUUUUACCUGAGGUGGUGCGUGCCGUGAAUGGCCAGUGUGAAGUCUACUUGGAUGGGGGUGUCAGAACAGGCACAGAUGUACUAAAAGCUCUGGCAUUAGGAGCUAAAGCAGUUUUCAUUGGUAGACCUGCACUGUAUGGGCUGGCCUAUGAUGGUGAGGCAGGUGUGAAGACAAUUCUCCAGAUUCUUAGAGAUGAGCUAAGCUUAGCCAUGGCCCUAGCAGGUUGUGCCAGCUUAUCUGACAUUAACAGUUCUUUGGUGGUGCAUCAGUCAUAUUAUCUUCAUCCAAAACUGUAAACUGACACAAGCAAGGGUAAUGGUACAAGACUGUGAUAACACAGAGAUUUGAUGGGUUUUCAGCCCAAGCCCAAAUUUAUCCAAUUUAAUGAUCACCCUGUAAUACACACUUCCACAUCAUUCUUUGUUAAAAAAGUCCAGAGUUGGCAAAUGGCCACAUAACCAUGAAAAUUAUCAAAAUUUUAGUAGCAUUUUUUAGAGUUUUAUGUUUUUACAUACAUAAAGAUAAUAUUUAGUGAAAAAUUUAAACAUAUAUGAUAACGAUGCAUGGUGUGGCCAGUACUACAUCAUUUAUGGUACUUUUACCAAUUGGAGGAAUGAAUAAAUAGGUCACUUUACAACCAAUAUUUUGAAGAAUGUGCAGUUUUAAAGCUUUUUUUGGCAGAACGAAGGAUUGAUUUAUUUAUAUUAUGACUUGGCAUGUUGAAUUUAUUUUAGUUGUUUUCGAAACUAGUGGAAAUGGUUUGCAUGCGUCGCUUGAUAUCUCAAAUACUUUAUAUAUGUAUCUUUUCAUAAAUGUUUUCUUCCACUGUAUUCACAUAACUUAUAUAAUUAUUUCACAGUAUUCACAUAAUCUAUUGAAAUUUAAAGUAUAAAUAUAUUUUUUCUUAAACUUUGAUGUUCUUCAUGGCUUCUUUGUUUAUACAUAUAAAUUGUAAAAGGAUAUUUGCACAAAGAAAUACUUUUUCAUUAAACACCCAGUUUCAGUGCUUAAAUAUUGUGGUUGAUAUAGCAGGCACAAUGGUACAUUUUGUUGAAGAUUAAUUUUACAUGUACCAACACAUCUGUUAUGAUUCUAAUAAAGAAACAUUAUGUAAACAAGU